CAUUCAUAGAUACUUUCUUUUGUAACUUAAAAACUCACAUACAUACAGCUUCACCAUAUUAAUGGGGGUAGAGAGAGUGCAAACACUGGCUAAUGGUGAGCUCAAUGAGCUUCCGGCCCAAUUCAUCCGCCCAGCCCACGAGCGCCCGGAGAACACUGAGGCCAUUGAAGGGCUCACCGUGCCAGUGAUCUCCCUCUCCCAGCCUCAUGAUGUUCUAGUAAAGGAGGUAUCAAGGGCAUGUAGUGAAUGGGGUUUCUGUCUAAUCACAGAUCAUGGUAUACCAGAAUCACUGAUCCAACGGCUGCAAAUGGUGGGGCAGGAGUUCUUUAAGCUCCCACAGAAGGAGAAGGAAGCCUAUGCAAAUGACCCUUCAAAUGGGAAGUUUGAAGGGUAUGGUACAAAGAUGACCAAAAACCAUGAUGACAAGGUUGAAUGGCUUGAUUACUUUUUCCAUCUCAUGUCUCCUCCUUCCAAGGUCAACUAUAGUUUUUGGCCCCAAAAACCUUCUUCUUACAGGGAAACAACAGAAGAGUACAACAAAGAAAUUCUGAGAGUGACAGAUGAGCUGUUGCAGCUGCUCUCGGAGGGGAUGGGUUUGGAAGGAAAUGUUUUGAAGUCCCACUUGGGAGGUGAAGAUAUAGAAGUAGAAAUGAAAAUAAACAUGUACCCACCAUGCCCGCAGCCUCAGUUGGUCCUCGGCGUUGAACCGCACACUGACAUGUCUGCAAUUACCAUUCUUGUUCCCAACGAUGUUCCAGGCCUUCAUGUGUGGAAAGAUGAAAAAUGGGUUGCUGUGAAUUACCUUCCUAAUGCACUCCUCGUCCAUAUCGGUGACCAAGUCGAGAUUCUAAGCAAUGGGAAGUACAAGAGUGUGCUUCACAGAAGCAUAGUGAACAAGGACCGUAUGCGCAUGUCAUGGGCAGUGUUUUGCGCUCCUCCACAUGAGGCACUAAUCGGCCCUGUUCCAGCGCUUGUGGAUGAUCAAAACCCAGAAAAAUAUUCUACCAAAACCUUUGCUGAGUAUCGGUUUCGCAAAUUCAAUAAGCUCCCACAGUAAGGUCUAUGAUGAUGAGUAAGGUCGCUGCCGACCCUAAAGUUUUGGAAUAAAGACUUGUCUUUGAUGAUGAUAAGAUGCGUAAGGUCUAUUUAUUGUUGCUUAAGAAUGUUUUUCCCACGAUAAGCUUUGAAGGUGUCUUGAAGACUUUCAUUGGAGUUGGUCUUCAUACCACUCUAUAAAUAAAAAUGAUUCAGUUCAUUCUCUUGAAAGUCCUAUGUAUUCAAUUAUUAUCAAAUAAAUUAGCAAGGUGUUUUCUUAAUGUUGCU
Tripterygium wilfordii is the source of this 1323-nucleotide messenger RNA. RefSeq names its product flavonol synthase/flavanone 3-hydroxylase-like. The coding region runs from base 62 to 1057 and encodes 331 amino acids. The record is from RefSeq and is a predicted model, not a curated record. NCBI's taxonomy places the organism in Eukaryota, Viridiplantae, Streptophyta, Magnoliopsida, Celastrales, Celastraceae. The transcript has 3 exons.